This is a messenger RNA of Cyclocybe aegerita, 552 nucleotides long. The record is from the annotation of a GenBank genome assembly. Lineage: Eukaryota; Fungi; Basidiomycota; Agaricomycetes; Agaricales; Hemipholiotaceae.
AUGACCUCUUCGAGCCGCAACCCGUUCGAUUCUUACAUCUCUACCAACGGGAAUCAGUCUUUCUUCAUGAAUGCCCCAAAUGCCCAAUUGACCGACUCGGUGGUCAAAAGUGCCGACACUGCCCCGCCCGGCGACCUUCCUAAAGGCUCCAGUGUGAAUUUCGGGAACGGUGCAGCGGGUAUCAUUGUCAGGAACACAGUCAUCGCGUCUUACUCAGGGGGUGGGAAGGAUGUAGACCUCACGAAAUUCUUAACUGAGACACCUAUGCUACCAUUGGCUGCGGGUGGAUUUCCAGCAGGAUAUACCAGCACCCACAACACCCAGCAAACGGCUGUACACCAGCAGUACAUGGCAUCCGCCGGUCCCUACACGUCCAAUAUGGUGGUUGCUGGACCACCUCUGCAUACCAACGACGCUCACCUGCAUCCAAUGGCAACACCGCAACCUAAUACGUCUUCUUGGGCGAACGGGACGAUUCGAACACCAGCCCGUACCCCGUCCCCACAAAAUCCGGUGCACCGCACUCACCAUGGAGGCAACCGGAACUGUUAG